CGGCGGCUGGGGCGGAGGAGGAGGAGCUGAAGGCGGCGGCCGCGACUCCCGCCCGCACAGACAGCCAGUCCCGCGAAGCCCCCUCCCACUCUCAGGCGGGCGGCGGCGGCGGCGGGAGGAGGAGAAGGAGGAGGGAGCGUCUCUGCCGCCGCCUCCUGGUCCCCAGCGCUGAUCUGCCGCCGCCACCUCCCUCCGCGGCGAUCCUCCCUCCAUGGUCCUGCCGCGGCCCCCCUUGUAGCCUGAGCUGCCCCGCGCCGCGCCGGAGCCAGCCUCGGAAGAGGGAGCGGUCGCGGCCUCGCGGCCCGCGCGGGCUGACGAGAGGAGAGCGCGGCGCCGCGCCGUCCCCGAGGAUCCGCACGCCGGGCAGCGCGGCCCGAGCAGCGCGAGGAGCAGCGGGCGGGCGGGCGGCGCCGGGCCCGGGCCGCCCUCGCUCCCGCGCCCCGGCCCCGCCGCCCGCGCCGGGGCGGUCGCCCGCAGAGGAAAGCGCCGCAGUCUCCGGGCCUCGGCAGCCCCACUCGGGCGUCCUCAGCACCGAGGGCUCGCGGGUCCUGAGGGGAGGAGGCGAGCCAGGGGCCGGGCACUGAGCUCUUUGGCGCCCCCACCCCCGAUUUCGGAGCCCUCCACGCUGCGGCCGCUGUCCCCUCCGGACCAUGGCCGACGACGACGUGCUGUUCGAGGAUGUGUACGAGCUCUGCGAGGUGAUCGGCAAGGGUCCCUUCAGUGUUGUACGACGAUGUAUCAACAGAGAAACUGGGCAACAAUUUGCUGUAAAAAUUGUUGAUGUAGCCAAGUUCACAUCAAGUCCAGGGUUAAGUACAGAAGGUAAGAGAUGGAUUUCAAAUCUAAAGCGGGAAGCCAGUAUCUGUCAUAUGCUGAAACAUCCCCACAUUGUAGAGUUAUUGGAGACAUAUAGCUCAGAUGGAAUGCUUUACAUGGUUUUUGAAUUUAUGGAUGGAGCAGAUCUGUGUUUUGAAAUCGUAAAGCGAGCUGACGCUGGUUUUGUAUACAGUGAAGCUGUAGCCAGUCAUUACAUGAGACAGAUACUAGAAGCUCUACGCUAUUGUCAUGAUAAUAACAUAAUUCACAGGGAUGUGAAGCCCCACUGUGUUCUCCUCGCCUCAAAGGAAAACUCGGCACCUGUUAAACUUGGGGGCUUUGGGGUAGCUAUUCAAUUAGGGGAGUCUGGACUUGUAGCUGGAGGACGUGUUGGAACACCUCAUUUUAUGGCCCCAGAAGUCGUCAAAAGAGAGCCUUAUGGAAAACCUGUAGAUGUCUGGGGUUGUGGCGUGAUCCUUUUUAUCCUGCUAAGUGGUUGCUUGCCUUUUUAUGGAACCAAGGAAAGAUUGUUUGAAGGCAUUAUUAAAGGAAAAUAUAAGAUGAAUCCAAGGCAGUGGAGCCAUAUCUCUGAAAGUGCCAAAGACCUAGUCCGUCGCAUGCUGAUGCUGGAUCCAGCUGAAAGGAUCACUGUUUAUGAAGCACUGAAUCACCCAUGGCUUAAGGAGCGGGAUCGUUAUGCCUACAAGAUUCAUCUUCCAGAAACAGUAGAGCAACUGAGGAAAUUCAAUGCAAGGAGGAAACUAAAGGGUGCAGUACUAGCAGCUGUGUCAAGUCACAAAUUCAACUCAUUCUACGGGGAUCCUCCUGAAGAGUUGCCAGAUUUUUCCGAAGACCCUACCUCCUCAGGACUUCUAGCAGCAGAAAGAGCAGUCUCACAGGUGCUGGACAGCCUGGAAGAAAUUCACGCACUUACAGACUGCAGUGAAAAGGACUUAGAUUUUCUACACAGUGUUUUCCAGGAUCAGCAUCUCCACACGCUACUAGAUCUAUAUGACAAAAUUAACACAAAGUCUUCACCACAAAUCAGGAAUCCUCCGAGUGAUGCAGUACAGAGAGCCAAAGAGGUAUUGGAAGAAAUUUCAUGUUACCCUGAGAAUAAUGAUGCAAAGGAACUAAAGCGUAUUUUAACACAACCUCAUUUCAUGGCCUUACUUCAGACUCACGAUGUAGUGGCACAUGAAGUUUACAGCGAUGAAGCAUUGAGGGUCACACCUCCUCCCACCUCUCCCUAUUUAAAUGGUGAUUCUCCAGAAAGCGCCAACGGAGAUAUGGAUAUGGAGAAUGUGACCAGAGUCCGCCUGGUCCAGUUCCAAAAGAACACAGAUGAGCCCAUGGGAAUCACUUUAAAAAUGAAUGAGCUAAAUCACUGUAUUGUUGCAAGAAUUAUGCACGGGGGCAUGAUUCACAGGCAAGGCACACUUCAUGUUGGUGAUGAGAUUCGAGAAAUUAAUGGCAUCAGUGUGGCUAACCAAACAGUGGAACAGCUGCAGAAAAUGCUUCGGGAAAUGCGGGGGAGUAUCACCUUCAAGAUCGUGCCAAGUUACCGCACUCAGUCAUCAUCCUGUGAGAGAGAGUCCCCCUCCACUUCCAGGCAGUCCCCAGCUAAUGGUCAUAGCAGCACUAACAAUUCUGUUUCGGACUUGCCAUCAACUACCCAACCAAAAGGACGACAGAUCUAUGUAAGAGCACAAUUUGAAUAUGAUCCAGCCAAGGAUGACCUCAUCCCCUGCAAAGAAGCUGGCAUUCGAUUCAGAGUUGGUGACAUUAUCCAGAUUAUUAGUAAGGACGAUCACAACUGGUGGCAGGGUAAACUGGAAAACUCCAAAAAUGGAACCGCAGGUCUCAUUCCUUCUCCUGAACUUCAGGAAUGGCGAGUCGCUUGCAUCGCCAUGGAGAAAACCAAACAGGAGCAGCAGGCCAGCUGUACUUGGUUCGGCAAGAAAAAGAAGCAGUACAAAGAUAAAUACUUGGCAAAGCACAAUGCAGUGUUUGAUCAAUUAGAUCUUGUUACAUAUGAAGAAGUAGUAAAACUGCCAGCAUUCAAAAGGAAAACACUAGUCUUGUUAGGUGCACAUGGUGUUGGGAGAAGACACAUAAAAAACACCCUCAUCACAAAGCACCCAGACCGGUUUGCAUACCCUAUUCCACAUACAACCAGACCUCCAAAGAAAGAUGAAGAAAAUGGAAAGAAUUACUACUUUGUAUCUCAUGACCAAAUGAUGCAAGACAUCUCGAAUAAUGAGUACCUGGAGUAUGGCAGCCACGAGGAUGCGAUGUAUGGGACAAAACUGGAGACCAUCCGGAAGAUCCACGAGCAGGGGCUGAUCGCAAUCCUGGAUGUGGAGCCUCAGGCGCUCAAGGUCCUGAGAACCGCCGAGUUCGCGCCGUUCGUUGUUUUCAUCGCCGCGCCCACCAUCACUCCGGGUCUGAACGAGGAUGAGUCUCUCCAGCGCCUGCAGAAGGAGUCCGAUAUCCUACAGAGAACAUACGCACACUACUUCGAUCUCACAAUUAUCAACAAUGAAAUUGAUGAGACAAUCAGACAUCUGGAGGAAGCCGUUGAGCUCGUGUGCACAGCCCCGCAGUGGGUCCCGGUCUCCUGGGUCUAUUAGGCCUCUCCCCAGCUACCUGACGCCUACCCGGGAGCCACCUCAUCCGUGGAAAAGCCUCUUUGUUAUCGGCCUUGUGUCAGCAGGUCAUGGUCCCUAGAGACUACCUAGUUGUAGUGUGACCUCCAUUUAUAAUUAUUGUCAUGUCCGAAUAGAUAGGAGGAGAAAAACAAUUACACACUAAUUUAAAGAGACAGUAUCUUUUUUAAUCAGUUCUCCUAAACUUUAAUAAAAUGUAUCUUUAAAUGUAUGUAUCAUUCAAUCCUUUGGAAUGUUAUAUUUUUGGAAAUCAUAGCUUUUUAUUUCCAAGGCCCCUAAAAACUGCACAAAAUAGAUGCUGCUUUCUAUAAUCUAUUUUAAUAAUAAACAAUGAUUCUGUUACCUUGACUGGGGGUGGAACACUACAUUCUUUUUAGAGUCUGAUUUUAUGGAUUGGAAUAACUUUCUUUCCUUUAUUUAUUUGAAAUAAUCAGUCUAGUGAUUACAAAACAGUCAUAAAUUUUUAAAGGCCUUUUUUCUUUUUUUUUCUUAGACUAGUAUUUUUUUUUUAAGUCCUUUAUGUAACAUCCAGAUAAUGUGAUACUGUCUCUUUGAAGCACCCUGUAAACCUUUUAGAGAUUUGAAGUUGGGUCUUGACUCUUAAUGCAUGUGGACAGUCGCGAGCGUUUAUGCCGUCGGUGUGUCUGUGUUGGACAAAACAAUCUGUAAUCUACAGCAAAGUACAUUCCGUUCACGGGGCACACCCAGGGGAAUAAGAAUAAAAUGCUAUUAUGACUAAGUUGUAAACCUAUGCACAUCCCUUGCAUUUCGGGCAACUUUAUAAAAAAAACUGAUUUUUAUUAAUAAUCAUAUAGUGAAAUGUGUUUGUAAUUUUGUCUCAAUUUAAUUUGUUGUAAGGUGGGAGGGGGAGUUGCUGGUUUCACCAUUUCAGAUCUGUGUUGUCUGAGAGUAUUAACGUUUUAAUUAAGCAAAGAAAUGAGGAUUUUUAAUAUGUAUGUAAUUGUUUUAAAGCACCCAUUUUAAGAGAAUAUACUGUGCAAUGAAGAAACCAGUUUAGGCAUUUGCUAUAAACUGAAUUAUUCCAAAAGAAUAAUCUAUAACAGCCCUGUAAAUUCCUUUAAAAUGAUAACUAACAGGACAGUUUGACCAAUUUUUUUUUUAAAUAUACUUCCUUUUAUGUGUUCAAUAAUUAAAUGCCUUUGGGUCCUUCAUUUCAUUAUAGAUUUGUUCAGGUUUACAAGCCGAUGAUCUUUUAGAUAAUCUUUUAGAAGCUCAUUGAACCACAGAAGGCCCAGGAGUGACCCUCAGUUGGCAGGACAACACAACACUCCGCCAGAGCACAGCUUGGACCGCGUCUGGCUCCCAGAGCGCAGUGCGCCCGAGGGCCACCCUGUGCUGGAGGCCAUCUGUGGUUGCUCCUUCCUCUUGCUAUCUCCCUUGGCACAGGAGAACCAUCUGUCCUUGUUGCUUUAGAGACAUUAACCAUCUCAUCGCCCUUCCACGAGGUCCCAUUCUUCCACUCCAGGAGAUGCAGGCGGGGAUUUUCUGACUCUUGGCCGGAGGUCAGUGGAAGAUUCUUCAUGAGAGUGGCAGGGUGUGAAGUGGUUCCGGUAACCUGGGAUCCUUGAGGCAAUACCAUCCGGGUCGCUUCUUGUCGGUUAGAUGGCCUUGUCGCUUUGUGCCUUGGCAGGAUGUGCAGGGUGGCUUCUGAGCUGCACAGGUUCUCUUGAAGGACCACACACAGAAGGCAGUUGUAGACUCCUUUUCGGGUGUCCCCCUCCCCUCCCACUGACUCUUCUUAAACGGUGAUUUUCUCUCUUUCUCUCUCUUUCUCUUUCUCUCUCUCUCUCUCUCUCUCUCUGAUGUCGUCCUUUGUCAGUGACCGGAUGAGUUUGCAACUUCCCAGGUAUUGCGGGAACGGCUUCUGUAGAGGCCCCCCAGCAGGGGGACCAAACCGCCAAGCGAGACACACCCUGGAUGGAGAAGGGAAACCCCCAGAGUUGUUUGGAGCUGUGUUAGGAUUGGUUUCAAUCUAACCAACGCCAAGGCCAGGCAGUCAUUCCCCUGAUGGUACUGACCACAAUCCAGGCUCUUCUCGGUGUGGAAGCGCCCGCUCUACCUCUCUUCCAAUGAAGCACAAAGAAAAUUGUAGCUAACACGUGGGGAACACCAACUCCUUCCCUCUGCUAGAAACGCCCACAGCCCCUCUCAGGCCCUUGGAGGCCACAUCUCCAGAGAUGCUGAGGAUGCCCAUCUUAAGCCACGAUGACAGGUGGAUCAAGCAGAAGAAGAGCAAAACAAUGCCAGUUUCAAUGUCUGUGGUCCCAGGACUGAGAAGCACUUAGCACUCGAUCGGAGGCACACAGGCAGGCACCGCGCUCGCCCCGUGUGGGUGGCAAAAGCCCGGCACCCAGAACUCAGCCUGGCCGAACCUCUCAAGGCACUCAUCAGCUCCAUUCCACUCACACAGGCCCCUCUGGAAAGUAAUGUCUUUACGACCCGACAGCAAAUACUUAAAUUCAGAAUAAUUCCCAAGCAAAACUGCUGCUGCUACAUCACAGUCAUCCACUAAGCAAGCAAAUUACUAAAAAGCGUCUUCACUGCUUCCAUUCCACCAGCAAAAUCACUUUCCCCCCGCAUUUUAAAGACCAGAGCAAAUGAUUACAAUUAUCAAAUCUUAUCACUGGUCAGUUGAGCCAUAUGCCGGAGGGUUCCCACCCCCCACAGCAAAAAAGGGGCUGUUUUUAAUAUGCGGAAUCAUUCGUUACGAGGAAGGGUCUUGAUUUUUUUAAUAAGGUAGUAGUUCCUUUGCACGCACAGCCUAUUCAGUUUUAACACUAAAAAGGAAAAUGUCACUCAUUUCAAUUCAUCUGGAAGUUGUCUCAGUGUCAAGGUAAUAUGGUAGCUUUUUAAAAGAAUUAAAUGUAUCUCCUGUCAGAUGAGAUGGUUUAAAAUAUUGGCUCAGAGAAGAAAAGAAAUGGGUGACCUACUUCUUGCUACUUGCAUUCAGAGCCCAUCCUAUUGGUGGCGGGUUACCUAAAGAGAAUGAAGAGCCUGCGCUGCACGAAGGACCCAGCAGGUGCUCCUCUUCCCCACGUCCAGCCGCAGCUCCCAACGCAGGGCGGCCCGUUGGGUGUGGCCUCAUUCUCCGCCCCGCCCCCCCCCCCCCCCCCCCCCC
Zalophus californianus (California sea lion) is the source of this 6624-nucleotide messenger RNA. RefSeq names its product calcium/calmodulin dependent serine protein kinase (gene CASK). The transcript has 27 exons. Gene Ontology annotation, biological process: protein phosphorylation; regulation of neurotransmitter secretion. NCBI's taxonomy places the organism in Eukaryota, Metazoa, Chordata, Mammalia, Carnivora, Otariidae. The coding region runs from base 651 to 3449 and encodes 932 amino acids. Gene Ontology annotation, molecular function: signaling receptor binding; protein kinase activity; ATP binding. The record is from RefSeq and is a predicted model, not a curated record. Gene Ontology annotation, cellular component: basolateral plasma membrane; plasma membrane; cell-cell junction.